AUGAGUACUACUAAAAUUCCAAAGAAGCCAUCUGAGAGAGGCUCCUUUGCGUCAAUUUGUAGCAUUAAAUCUCAAGCUUCACUCAUUGAUAAGCAAUCUAGCAAAUAUUCUAACUUUACUAGUUUUCUCCCGCCUAAAAAUCCGAUUAUCCAAGAAGUUAUUCAAGUGCAUAUUAAAAAUCGUGAAGCCAAGCAAAUUAAAUUGAAAAAUCCGAUGAAAUACAAUGAUAGAAAAAACGACUUUCGACAACAAAAAGCUACAUCAGAACAAAUGAACUACAUACAAGACGACAUUACUAUGGACGAAACUACAGCAACAAGCGCUUUGUAUCAUUUAAUAAAUAAUUUUGAUAAAUUUACACGUGAAAAAUUCAUUCCAGGAACAUAUCUAAUACCAGAAGGAAUUCUCAAGACUUCACGAACAACUAUUCUUGACAAGACCUUAAAUGUUGAUCACGUAGACCGUUGGUGGGAUCAUAACUAUCAAUUUGACGAAAAAUACAAAAAAUACAAAGCUUAUGAUGAUAUCAACGGAUGCAUCAGCUUCAUUAUUGAUUUAAUGCACAAAGGAUAUCAAUUUAAACAAGCAGAUGAAGAUAUUUUCAAAACAAUUUUGACAAAUUUCGUAAUUAAUUUCGAUUUCGCACCAGAAGAACAAAUAUGGUCAGUUGCAUUGACUGCUAAAGGAAUGCCAUACAUGCAAAUAGCAGAUGUUAUAAAUGGAAUCUUUUAUUAUGAUAAUAACAUUGCAAAUGAAGAUUUGGCAAAAAUUUGUGUCACUUUUGCUUUACACGGGGAUGUUUAUGAAUACAACAAAACGGAGUAUUUGAAGAACAGUGUUCCACAAGCAGAUGAAACCAUAGUAAUGCGACAAAUAGAAGAUUUAUUAUCACAAAAAGAAACUGUAACUCUAGAAAGAAUUGCAAAAGAAACAAUGAUAUUUGUGAACCAGAAAAACACAUAUUUACAAAAAGUUUAUUAUCUUAUAGAUAAAGGAAUGCAGAAGAAACCUUUAUAUGAUCCAAGCCAAUAUGAUGAAUUCCUUAAAAAAGAAAUUCCUCCUUAUGAAUUUACAAAACCUGCAAUUGAUGAAGAUUAUUUAUUAAAUAUGAUAAUUGUUCGAUGGUUAUUGAUGUUUUGCAAGCUUCUUCAGUUCAUUAAUCCAAACUCUGAUAACAUUACAACUCCUAAGAACAAAAUGAUUGAAAGUCAUCCAUCAGAUGAUGCAGAAUCAGUUCAUCAAAGAGAUGUUAAACAGAUUUUAUCACAACUUCAAGAUGACAUGUCAUAUUUGAAAGAAAAAUAUAAGAAUAACAAAGGAAAUAAAGAAGAUCUUAAUCGAGAAAUUAAAGAAUUAAUUCAAAACGCGGAUAGAGAUUUAAGACUUAAAACUCAAGCUAUUGUUCGUGCAAGACUUAGCCAAUCAAGAUGUUUACCUGUAAAUGCUUUCAAAGAAAUUGUUCAUGAAAAGAGAAUUGUUAAAUCAACUUUAGCAAAACCACUUCCACCUUUAGAAGCCGUUAAACCUCCAAAUCUUGAGAAAACACUUGAUUCUAUGGAUUUACAACCAAUUGGUCCAAUCGGACGUCCUGAACAGCGCGUUUGUACAACAGUUACACCAACAAGACAAAGACAUAUUCCAGAGAAUCCAAGAAUUUCACUUCCUAAAAGAGAUUUCCAUGAUCCUGGAGCUCCUCUUCCUGAUUUAGAUCCAAAACUGUUCAAGAAAUAUGGCUUGAAUCAAUUAAAUGAAUCAGGACUUAUCAAUGACCAAACAGUCAAACAGCAAUUGGAUGGCUUGAUCACAGUUUCGCCUUUCGUUUACGAUUUCACGAAAUCAAUCAAACCAGUUCAAAAUCCAGAUUUAUACAUAUUAGAUACGAACUCUGAAAAGGCUCCAACACCGAAAUCAGAUCGCAGUACCAUUGAACCACCUGCCCCAUUACCUAAAUCAAGUACAAUUCAAUCAGGAAGAGCUCAUUUACGCUUGCAAUUCAUCAAUGGUGAUCCACUUACUUAUACACAAGAUUACAGAGAUUUCAGAAGAGAAAAUACAAAUGUUUGGGAACAAAUCGAAGUUGUUUUCCAGCUCUUAAAACACGCAUGCAAUACAUAUGGAUUUUCCAAAGUUAUGGUUGAUGGAAAUGCUGUUUUAGAUUUGUUACAAUACGAUCCUGAUGAAAUUUCCGAAGAUAGAUUGAUGCUUUGCUUCAUUGAUAUUCCUCCUGAGAAAAAGAGAAGAAAAUGCACAAAGAUUGGUGUUGGUUUUGUUGGUCCUAAUGCUGAAAACAAGGCUGCAACAGUUAUCCAGUCUGUUUGGAGAGGCUUCUAUGCAAGAAGAGAAGUAAGAAUGAUUAGAAGAACAGGAGCUGCUGUUAGAAUCAUCCAGAGAUGGUACAGAGCAAUGAUUGCUUAUCAUCAAUUGAAGAAGAACUUGAAAGUCGAAGUCGAUAGAAGAAUUAACAAAUACUCAGUCAUCCAACAGGAUUCAAGUAUGUUCGAUCCUGAUAUGCCUCAUGUUGUUGUCCAUUUAGUUGAUGGUCAUUCUUCUAUUGAAUACGGCAGAUUGAUUGAAUUGAGAAAUCAUGGUAUUAUUUUGAUAAUUUUCUCAAGAAAACAAUUGCCAUUAUCAACAAUAGAAGAGUUCAAACAAAAGGCAGGUGAUCAGAAAGUUCAGUUCUUAGUUGCACAACAGAGAUUACCAAAGACAUUACCUAUCGAAGAUGUUAUUGCAAGUGAUUCAAGAACUUUAUCAAAAAUUAAAAAUAUCGCAGGAACAUUGCCGAUAGUUAUUCGUCCAAAGGCUCCUUCUCAUUCAUUAGUUGAAGUUUCUGUUAAACUAAAUGCUCACGUGUUUGCUCCUGCACCUAUCAAAGUAUCUCUCUUGAAUUCGCACGAAGCAAUUCGUAGAUUAUUCGAAAGUGCAGGUUGCCAAUUGUUCAAAGCAACAGAUGUCAUUUUCGACAGAUUUACUUUGUGUCAAACUCUUGCACAGUUAACAAUAGAUAACUUAGAUGCAAUGAUGUGGAUGUUGAGAUUGAAUACUGGUGAAUUCGCUUGGAUUGCAACAGAAGAAAUGUCCCUUUUAGAGAAAAUGAGAGAUCACAAAGCAAUGCUUUCAGAUGAUGACUUAAAAGAUCCUCAUUUCAAAGAACUCGUUGCACAAAACAUUCUCAAUGAUUUACCAAGUAUUACAUUCACUGUUCCUCCUUUAGAACCUCAAAAUUUCUUGCAACAAGUCUGGGAGAAAGGUGGCGUAAUCGAAGUUGCUCCUCAAAUGAUCAGAUCAGCUCCUGCAGCAACAAUUCUGAUACCUCCUGCGGGACAAAGACCUGUUAUCACAGCAACUUGGGAGAGAUUAUAUAUCUCAGCAUUCGAAGAAUUCGCAAAGAUUUAUCCAGCAUUUAUGGAGCCGCAAAAAAAGUUGAUGGGAGAACUCAAGAGUAUAUCAAAAGAACUUGCUGCUAAAGAGAUCUAUGGAUACUCCACCAUUAACUUCUACUAUUCCGCCAAGCAAACGGAUGACAAAGAGAACAGAUUCAAGAUGAAUUUAUAUAUUGAUUCGAUUGGAAUUUGUUCUGAAAACCAAAUUUUGUCACAAUGGCUCGCAGAAAAUGAAACUAAUACAGCAUUCGAUGAUGAGCACUACUGUUAUUCAGAUAAGAAAUAUAUCUAUGUACAAGAGAACUUCAAAGUUCCAAAGAUAAUGUCGUUCAAUGAUAUGUACAACAAACUAAGUUUAUCUGGAUUACCUGUUAGAACAAAAAUCAAAUUUGUUCAUGAUCUGAUUGAUCCUUACACAAUUGGUAUUGUCGUUGUUGAAGAGUCUCCAAGUGCUUUGAUUCAUUUAGUCUAUAAUACAUUCUGCUGUUUGGCUAUGAAUGUUUACAAUUUAAGCGAAGAUCCACAUAACAUCAUCUUCACUUACAUCCAAGCUUUGGAAUUCUUGCGAGGCCAGUUGACAACAACAAAGAUAUUAAACACAACUGUUUUGAUGAAGAGAAUCAAGAAGGGAGAAGCAAAUCCAUUACCAGAAGGAGAGAACAAUGAAGAAAUGAACGAAGAAUUCGUUGAUGAUCAAGAAAAAGAUAAAGAUGAAAAGAAAGACGAGAAAGAAGCAAAGGAAGAAGAAGAGAAGAAUGAAAACUUGCCAGACCUGAAAGAAUUGGUUGUUUUGGACUCAGCUUCAACUACGGCAACAAACAAAACAACAAAGACAGAAGAAGAAGAUCAUAAAGAACAAGAAGAGAAAAGUAAUCCCGAAAAUGAUAAGAAACCUGAACCAGAAGUUCAUCCAACUCCUAAUCAGUCAUCAGAAAAACUUCUUAAAUUUGAUUCUAAAGAUAAAAUUGAUGUUCAAGCAAAUAAUCAACAAAACGAAGAAACUAAACCUGAUAAUACUCAAAGUGAGAGCAAACCUGAAGAAAAUAAUAAUGAGCAAACACCUUCCGAAGCUAAAACUGAAGAAAGCAAACCAGAUAAUUCAUCAAAUGAGGAUACAAAACAAAACGAAUCAACUGAGAAACAAGAAACUGAGAACAAAAUCGAAAAUAAAGAAGAUGUCAAACCUUCUACCGAUGAAAACAAACCUGAAGAAGAAAAUACUAAAACUCAAGCUGAAGAGAAGAAAGAAUGA
Messenger RNA from Trichomonas vaginalis G3, 4635 nucleotides. Its product is annotated as IQ domain-containing protein H family. Bases 1 to 4635 code for a protein of 1544 amino acids. Gene Ontology annotation, molecular function: protein binding. The record is from RefSeq and is a predicted model, not a curated record. The transcript has a single exon. NCBI's taxonomy places the organism in Eukaryota, Parabasalia, Trichomonadida, Trichomonadidae.